UCUAUGUUGAAAGGUGAAUCCACUCUGUUUAGAAGUACUCGUGACGAGAUGAUCUGGUCACUUCGCGGCAAUGUUCCAAUCGCUCCAAAUGAUAUAGAACGAAGUGUAGACGCAGACAUCAAGAACAAGAUCAAGACAUUUACAUUUGGUCCAGCAUUUAAUUCACCGAUCGGUGAAUGUUGUCUUCCCGACACGAUCACAACAUUGAUACUUGGCUUUGAUUUCAAUCAAGACAUCAUUGUCGACACAUUGCCUCCAUCGCUCACAUCACUAUACAUUGACACAUAUUACAACAACUUGAUUGAGAGUGGCGCGCUGCCCAGGUCGCUCCUCAAGCUCAUCUUUUACAACAACUUUAUAUAUUCAAGUCGCCGACGCCAAGCCCCUAACAAGUGUCGCAUCCCCAAGCUACCACGCUCACUCACACAUCUCGAGUUUGGAAGCUGCUUCAACUGUCCUAUCAACGCGCCUGGCUAUCUCCCCGAAUCACUGACCAUCCUACAACUUGGCGAAUCGUUCAACCAAUACACGUUCAACUCACUGUCCACUCUGCCACAAACAGUCAAACGGCUGAGCUUGGGCUUGGGCGGCAAUUUAGUUCCUCAACUCACACCAGGUGUGCUACCUACCAUGCUUGAAUCACUGAGCGUCUACCAAUGCGACAGUCCUAUCAUGCCUGGAGUGCUGCCCCCGUCACUCACACUCGCCGUGUUCUUUGAUUACAACCAACCUUUACAGCAUGGUUCACUCCCCGACUCACUCACCGAACUCCUCUUCAUUCUAAACUUCAAUCAGGAACUACUCCCAGGUGUGCUCCCAACAUCAUUGUUGUUACUCAAUCUUGGAGCAAGGUUUGCCAAACCAUUACAUCGUGGUGUACUGCCGCCCAACCUCAAGACGCUGAUCAUCGAGGAGGACUACCUAUUCAAACAACGCAUAGAUGUAGGGGUGUUGCCACAGACACUCAAGUUGUUAAAGCUUGGCGAUGGAAACUUGAUGUUGGGAGAGAGAGUCGGACCCCACUCUGCAGGAAAUGUAGUAUACUUGGACAAAGUGAUCGCUCCCAUGUCACUCCCAUCUGGGAUCACUGGGCUCACACUUGGAGGUGGCUUCAACAAUGUGCUCACAUCAAAUGAUCAUUUACCAGAUACCCUCACCGAGUUGACUUUGGGUCGACACUUUAACUAUCCAAUCAAAACAGUGCUGCCACAAUCAAUCACCAAGAUCAAGUUUGGAGACAUGUUCAAUCAAACAAUUUCCCCAAAUACCCUACCAUCCUCGCUCAUAUCUGUCAACUUUGGCCACAACUUCAAUCUGGUCAUCACACUCCCAGACACAUUGAGGGAGUUAACAAUUGGAGGGUGUUACGACAAGCCACUCAACUUGCCUCCCAACCUUAGGACAUUGCGUAUGUACCAGCUACAACAGAUCAAGUAUGUUGCAUCAAGUGUCUCCACGCCAGAUGUCAUCGCCAUCAAUCCAAUUUAUGGGGAUCAGCUCCAAACUUAUUAUCAAUUUGAUUAUAAUGUGAUACAAGUCGCGUCUAUACUACCAUUCAAUUCAUUGAGCUUAGAGAUCAAGCCAUCAGUAUCAGACGAUAUACCAUAUAGAUGUGAAACAUUACUCAGUACGCUAAAGCGAAUAGCCAGGUUCACACCAAACAUUGCUGGAUACGAGUUGAAAUGUGGCAUUGCCCAAUCUAGCAUCCGAAGGCUCAAUCACAACCUCCUACUUUGUAUU
This is a messenger RNA of Acytostelium subglobosum LB1, 1740 nucleotides long. RefSeq lists its product as hypothetical. NCBI's taxonomy places the organism in Eukaryota, Evosea, Eumycetozoa, Acytosteliales, Acytosteliaceae. The transcript is spliced from 2 exons. The annotation marks the transcript as partial. The record is from RefSeq and is a predicted model, not a curated record.